UUGAAAUUUCCUUUUCAAUAGCCUAUUCGUCUUGUUUCUCUUUCCAUCACCUUCCCUCAAUAAGAAUAUCUUCCUUUCAUAUUUAGAAGUCAAAGCGCCCGUGGCAUAAUCAUCAUUCGAAAGAGAUCGAGUUUGCGUUGGUGGGAGGGUGUUCGUGGAAAACGUUGGACAAAAGAACCAAUAAUUAGUUUAGUACGCGCAUAACAUUUAUUAACUAUACAUAUAUAGGUAUAAUUUUGUUAGUAUAUAAAAGGAAGGGAGAGGCUAAUAAGACAAAAAAAAAGGGGGGGGGGGGGGGGGGGGGAAAUGGAGUCAUCACCAAAGACACCAGACAGCAAAGGAGCAGCAGCAGGAAGUGCAACAAAAUCGUUGAUGGACAAUCUUUUGGGUCUUUUAAGGAUCAAAAUAAAGAAAGGAGUUAAUCUUGCUGUUCGUGAUGUUCGUACCAGUGAUCCUUAUUGUGUCGUCAAGAUGGGUAAAAAACAGAAACUGAAGACGCGAGUUAUAAAGAAGGAUAUCAAUCCUGAGUGGAAUGAAGAUUUGACCCUUUCUGUUUCUGAUCCCAAUCUUCCUAUUAAGCUGACUGUUUACGAUCACGACACGUUCAGCAUGGAUGACAAAAUGGGAGAUGCAGAGUUUGACAUCAAACCAUUUGUAGAGGCUUUGAAAAUGAACUUAGAUGGCCUCCCAUCCGGCACUGUGAUUACAAGAGUACUGCCAUGCAGGACAAACUGCCUUGCCGAAGAGAGUCGAGUCGUAUGGCAAGAUGGUAAAGCUGUGCAAGAUAUGAUACUAAGGUUGAGAAAUGUUGAAUGUGGAGAAGUUGAACUCCAGCUUCAGUGGAUUGAACUUCCUGGCAGUAAGAUUGUGUAGAUUAGCUUGUUGUCUAUAGCAAUUGCAAACUGGUUUCUGAAUCCUACAACUCUAUGGUUUGUGGGAUUUGAUAAUGAAGUUUGAUAUAUAAAAGACCUUUUCACUUAAGGUUUGUAGCUUAGUGGAGGUUUAAAUGUUUUCUUUUUAGUCAUGUAAUUCACUGGAAUUACUUAUGUUAUAUACCCUGUAAUAAAGAUGAUACCCUUUUUCUUGCUUCAGAAAUUUGCAUACUUUUUUUUUCUUG
Messenger RNA from Lycium barbarum (goji berry), 1117 nucleotides. RefSeq names its product protein C2-DOMAIN ABA-RELATED 4-like. The transcript has 4 exons. NCBI's taxonomy places the organism in Eukaryota, Viridiplantae, Streptophyta, Magnoliopsida, Solanales, Solanaceae. The record is from RefSeq and is a predicted model, not a curated record. Bases 307 to 873 code for a protein of 188 amino acids.